Papaver somniferum (opium poppy) is the source of this 1647-nucleotide messenger RNA. Its product is annotated as probable glycosyltransferase At5g03795. Gene Ontology annotation, molecular function: glycosyltransferase activity. The transcript has 6 exons. The record is from RefSeq and is a predicted model, not a curated record. The coding region runs from base 221 to 1444 and encodes 407 amino acids. NCBI's taxonomy places the organism in Eukaryota, Viridiplantae, Streptophyta, Magnoliopsida, Ranunculales, Papaveraceae.
UAGCCACCGCCAGCGCCAGACUGUCCGGAUAAAAUAAAGAGUGUCAAUGUAUUUUAUUUUUUCCUCUCCCCUCCGAAGCGUGGUGUUGGCAGCGAUCUGGAUUCUGGAAACAGUGUUCUCUCUUUCACUCACUCUCCCUUUUCUAGACAAGGAAGCUCACAUUCUCACUUCAAAAAAAAUUCCUCCAGUAUCUGAAGACUGAACCCCAAUUGAAAUAAUUAUGACAGGAAAAUCAAAUCCUUUCUCUUCUUUGAUUACUUCACCACCAUGUAAUCUACAGAGAUCUCUUUUAACUAUCUCAGCUCUAACCCUAAUCACUUUCACUUACCUCUCUCUUAAAUCUCUCCAUUUCCCACUUCAAUACUGUUCUCCAGAUAUUUCUGUGACUCGUCAGGUUGAAACAUCGGAAGAAUUUACAGAUAUAUAUCACUCACCUGAAGUUUUCCGAUUGAAUUAUGAAGAAAUGGAGAAGAAUUUCAAGGUUUUUAUAUAUCCAGAUGGAGAUCCAAAUACUUUUUAUCAAACUCCUAGGAAAUUGACUGGAAAGUAUGCUAGUGAGGGUUUUUUCUUUCAGAAUAUUCGAGAAAGUCACUUUCGUACUGAUAAUCCAGAUGAAGCCCAUCUCUUCUUCAUCCCUAUUUCUUGUCAUAAGAUGAGAGGAAAGGGGACAUCGUAUGAGAACAUGACGGUAAUUGUGGAUAAUUACGUGCAAAGCUUAAUUAUGAAGUACCCUUAUUGGAAUAGAACCUUGGGUGCAGAUCAUUUUUUCGUUACUUGUCAUGAUGUUGGUGUAAGAGCAACUGAAGGUGUUCCAUUUCUUGUUAAGAAUUCAAUAAGAGUUGUUUGUUCACCAAGUUAUGAUGUUGGAUUUAUUCCUCACAAGGAUGUUGCUCUCCCACAAGUACUGCAGCCAUUCGCUCUACCAGCUGGGGGAAACGACAUAGAAAAUAGGACCGCUCUUGGGUUUUGGGCAGGUCAUCGCAAUUCUAAAAUAAGGGUUAUACUGGCACGUGUGUGGGAGAACGACACAGAACUUGACAUCUCGAACAACCGAAUAAAUAGGGCAACUGGACCUCUAGUUUAUCAGAAGAGAUUUUAUAGGACGAAAUUUUGCAUAUGCCCUGGUGGCUCUCAGGUUAACAGCGCGCGGAUCACAGACUCAAUUCACUAUGGAUGCAUUCCUGUUAUUUUGUCUAAUUAUUAUGAUUUGCCAUUCAAUGAUAUCCUUAAUUGGGAAAGAUUUGCUGUCAUACUAAAGGAGAGUGAUGUGUACAGACUUAAGUAUAUUCUCAAAGAAAUUCCUGAUGAGGAAUUUGUUCUGUUGCAUAACAACCUAGUGAAGGUCCAGAAGCACUUCCAAUGGAAUACACCACCACUCAGAUAUGAUGCGUUCCACAUGGUUAUGUACGAUCUAUGGCUGCGUCAUCAUGUCAUCAAGUACUAAAAACACCGUUACUUAAGCCAGGUUUUCUUUGUUGUACAUUGGGUGCUUUGGAGUUGGUCUGGAGAUAUUGAAAGUUCCUGACUGAUUUAUUGAGUCUGUUCUCUAACAAUUCAAGGGCUUGUAUAUGUACAACUGUAUGCCUCAUUUUGAUACUCAAUUCAUUGUUAAAAAAAUCGGUGCGGAAUAGAAUUGACAUGUUAUGA